AUGGAGGAAGCCGACAACAGCACUAUUGAUCCCGCCUGUUUACAGGAACCCCCUCUGGCCAUGGAUGUGAUAAAGCAACUAGAUGUUUUCGGGAUGUGCCUGUACGCUAUGCUCACCUUCAUGUCUUGCAUUUCCCUGCUGCUCUACUUGGAGCAAUGUGUUUACAUUUAUAAAAAACUGCCCUACCCGAAAAAGACAACCAUCAUCUGGAUCAAUGGAGCCGCGCCAGUCAUUGCCACCAUGUCUUGUUUUGGGAUGUGGAUCCCCAGGGCUGUCAUGUUCACAGAUAUGACGUCAAAUUGUUACUUUGCAGUGGUAGUGUACAAAGUGUUGGUUCUGCUGAUUGAGGAGUUGGGUGGCAGCGAUGUAUUUCUGAAGCGCUUUUCCGGUAAACCCUUCAAGAUCACCACUGGGCCGUGCUGCUGCUGCUGCCUGUGUUUACCACGUGUGCCCAUGUCACGAGGCAUGCUGUUCUUGCUGAAGUUGGGUGCACUGCAGUACGCCAUCCUAAAGACGGUGCUCAGUGUCCUCUCCAUAGUACUCUGGACAAAUGGCAACUUUGACCUCUCAGAUCUAGAGAUCACCGGUUCGGCAAUUUGGAUCAAUCCAUUCAUUGGCGUUCUCACCAUCACCUCCCUGUGGCCCGUAGCCAUUGUGUUCAUGAACACCAACCACCAUUUACGCAGCCUCAAUAUUGUACCAAAGUAUGCCAUGUACCAACUAAUACUCGUAUUAAGUCAGCUGCAAACGUCCAUCAUCAACAUCCUGGCUCUGGAUGGAACCAUCGCCUGCGCCCCUCCCUUCUCCUCGCAGGCUCGGGGAUCCAUGCUAAGUCAGCAGAUGAUGAUUAUGGAGAUGUUCAUCAUCACCCUGGUCACUCGCUUCUUUUAUCGUCGUACAUAUGUCAUGCUUCCCUCACCCACACAUGACCACGACCACCACAAGGACGGAGUCUCCCCGCAGGCUGCUCACAUGGAGCAUGAUGUCUAA
Molecule: messenger RNA, 990 nt
Organism: Phycodurus eques (leafy seadragon)
Lineage: Eukaryota; Metazoa; Chordata; Actinopteri; Syngnathiformes; Syngnathidae
Product: organic solute transporter subunit alpha-like
Exons: 8
Coding region: 1-990 (329 amino acids)
Biological process (GO): transport
Molecular function (GO): transporter activity
Source: RefSeq, a predicted model, not a curated record